AUGGACCACCACCACCGCGGAAACGCCAACACGAGUCACCAAACGUUGGCAAAUACUUUAGAAGAGCUCGGGUUUCGAGGUCAGCUUCCCAGCCAGUGGGUCCCGAUGGUUGCCGAGCUUGCGGAAGCGUUAAUUGCCGAACGCGACGCGACGAAGCUUUUAUCCGCGGAACUGUUGGACGCGAGGGAGAAAGCGAGCGAAAGCGCAAAGUCGAGAGAAGCGGUGGAGCUUUUGAAAGCGCACGCGAGAGACGGGAAGACGAAAGACGAGUUGGUAGAGACAUUAUUCGAGAGAAUAGACGAGUUGACGGAUAGGUUAGAGGAGACGGAACGGGGUGAUCGGACGAGAACAGCUGCUUCGACGACGAACAGAGCGGAGGAAACGCGGGAAGAGUUGAACGCAGUCCGGGAGGAGAUGGAGCAGCAAAAACGGUUAGCGAAUCGCUACGCAGCAGAGAGAGAUCAUCUUAUGCGAGCAAAUGAACAGUUGACGAUGACGCUAGAGUCGAGAGAAGCAUUUGAUGCGCACGGAGAUGUAGAAGGGUACGAGAUUGCGCUGAAAACGUCCAGGGAAGAGAAUAAAUCUUUACGAGAAGACGUCGACCGCUUGAAGGCGACGAUCGACGGGUUGGACGCGCAGCGCUUGGAUUUAGGUGAAAAAUUUAAACGAUCGCACGAAACGUUGAAAGAGGCGGAGACGAGAGCGAAAAAAGCGGAAGAGGAGUUGCAAAUGAUCGCAGAGGCACAACAAAACGGACAAACUACGCCGAGAACGUCUUUCCUUUCUUCUGAACUUUUACGAAAGAAUGGGAAGAACACGGAUGCGGAUCAUCUCGCCAAGGCGCUCGAAAUCGAACGCGAUCGCUUACAACAAGAGUGCGACGCGUUAACGGAAACCUUGGCAGAAUCCGAGGCGCGAGUUCAAGCCGUUGUAAACGAAUGCCAAAUGGCGAAAUCGUCCGAAGCGAAAGCCGUCCGCGAAAGGAGUGCGGUUGAAAAGCUGCGUCAACAAGAAAUCGAUAAGGCACAUCAAUUAGAUCGUUCGCUCGCGGAUGCUUUAGAGGAUGCGAAGAGUGCGAGAGAGGAAACCAAACAACAUAGAGAAGAGUUGCGCUUUGUCGCGGAGGAUUUAGUCGCAAUGACGAGAGAACAACAAAGCGUAAACGACGAUUACCUUCGAGCGUGCGCGGAACGUGAUCGCGCGUGGAAAGAUUUGCGGCACGCCGAAAGAGCUUUAGAAAACGUAGAGGUAAAUUCAGUGUCAACUGCAAAAGAACUCGAAGAUGUUGCCAGGGCGUAUAGAGAACUUGAAGGAGAACAUAAAUUAGCCGUGAGAGAGUUAUCGGCGACGUCCAGCGAUAACCAAAAGUUAGAGAAGGCGUUGCAACAAACUGAAGAUGGUUUGAGAGCAGCGAAAGAGCGAUCGAGAGUUUUAGAUUCCGAAAACAGAGCUUUGAGCUCGGAAGCGAGAAAUUUGGAACGCAGAGUUUCGCAGCUCACGAAAGAACUCGAGGAGAUGUCAUCUUCUACCGCUUCGACGCAAACGCGAAAAGGAGGGAAAACUGGAGAAGAUUUCGCACCGAAUGGGUUAGGAUCUCUUUCAGAGCAACUUGAAGAAGUUACAAAGACGUGCGAAGACUUGAAGCGUCAAAACGAAAGAUACCGCAAGCAGCACGCGGAAGUUGAAUCCGAAUUCCGCACGUUGCGCAACAAGUUGGAGGAGUCCUCGCAAGAACGGGAUCGGUUGAAAUUAAGGACAAAGUUAGAAUCAAAUCGCGCGGAGGAACUCGAAGGUUUGUUAGCAUCCACGCGCGCGAGAGAGUACGACUUUUCUAUGACAAAUGAAGAUGACUCUAAACGCUUAAAGCUUUUAAAAGAGCGAGUCGAUGCGCUUAGUGAAGAUAACGAACGAUUGACGAGUCGUUUGGAGGCGGCUAACGCGACGAACGCGCAGCUCUCGAACGAGCUGGAAAAUAUCAAACCGAACAGUAGUGUGAACCCGAAGAACACAAAAGAUUCAGAGUCACAAACACUCAACGCGGCGAGAAAUUUGGCAAAAUCGCUCGCACACUCAGAAUCAGUCGUCGUCGAGCAGCAACGCCGUAUGCGAGAAAUCAUGGAGGAGACGAAAGAUUUGCGAGAACGCGUGGAAGAAGCGGAGAAUCGGGCAGCUUCGGCAGCCUCGUUCGCCAAGCAAGCCGAAAACAAGUCCAAGCGAUCCGCGGCGAGAGAAUCAGAGUUGCGCGUGCAGUUACAAGGCGCAUUUGAAGACUUGCGUCUCGCGAGAGAAGCAUCCAAAAGAUUUGCGGAUGAAAACAGUGGUUUCGCGGCCAACGGCGAGGAAUUUGAAACGCUCAAGCGAUCUCUUGAAGAGGCACUCGAGGAGAAAGAAAAGUUGGAGAAAGCGUUGUCUGCUCACGUGAGAAGGUCAAACGACCUCGGCGUGAUGCAUGAUGCGAACUCGAAACAAAUGAGCGACUUGAGAACGCACGUCGAUCGAUUGGAUGCGCUCCUGAGAGACCGAGACCGAGAGUUACUCGAGGCGCGAGCGAGACAGAGCGAACUACUCGAGGAAUUCAACCAAUCCAAACUGUUUAGUAACAAAUCAUCCUCUCCAUUUCAGGAUUUUGGCAGUUCGGAUGAUCUCGUGAAUCAAGGCAUCGAUGAUGAUACAAAACGUGCGGCGUUCGAAGCGCUCGCGCGUUCGGUCCGAGAACCGGUGGACCAGUCGCCAUUAGGUGUCCGAGACUUUGUCCAAGCUAAAUUAAACAUGGACAAUGAUGAUAGUAACACCGCAACCAAUAUCAAUAAGAACGACGAAGACUUAGAGCACCUCGAAGAACUUCGAUUAGAGAAUGAACUGUUGCGUCAAGAGAACGAUAAGCUUUCUCGAGAGCUCGAUGGCACCGAAGAAGCCACGGAGGAGAUGCACGCGCAGCUGCAAAAAAUAAGCGACGAUUACAACGCGUUAGCAAAGACUUUAAACGAAACUUUGAACGUAGUCCCUUAG
Bathycoccus prasinos is the source of this 3009-nucleotide messenger RNA. RefSeq names its product myosin heavy chain. Bases 1 to 3009 code for a protein of 1002 amino acids. The transcript has 2 exons. The record is from RefSeq and is a predicted model, not a curated record. Lineage: Eukaryota; Viridiplantae; Chlorophyta; Mamiellophyceae; Mamiellales; Bathycoccaceae.